This is a messenger RNA of Salarias fasciatus (jewelled blenny), 3774 nucleotides long. It is a transcript of the gene akna, whose product is annotated as AT-hook transcription factor. Gene Ontology annotation, cellular component: centrosome. Gene Ontology annotation, biological process: epithelial to mesenchymal transition; neuroblast division in subventricular zone; neuroblast delamination. The coding region runs from base 61 to 3774 and encodes 1237 amino acids. The record is from RefSeq and is a predicted model, not a curated record. NCBI's taxonomy places the organism in Eukaryota, Metazoa, Chordata, Actinopteri, Blenniiformes, Blenniidae. The transcript is spliced from 21 exons.
GAAGAGCGUGCAGAAGGGUCCGGCGCCCGGCUGAGACCGUGACCGUUCGCCCCAGCUUCAAUGGAAACCAGAAGGAACACCACAGCAGGGGUCCCGAUCUGGACCCCGGCCCCAGUCCGCACCUCGCCCACCAGCACAGAAGCUUCCGACGACAUCUGGGAGGAGGAAGAGGAGGAGGAGGAGGAUAAUGACGACUUUGAAAGCCAGAUGGAUGACAACGGCAUCAUUGGACUGGAGACGGUGGAGAUGAGAGAAGCUCUCUCUGAUGUGGAUGUGGACGGUAAUAAUAUCGAAGCUGGCUUCAAAUCUCAGUCUGAAGACGAGGACGUGAGGCAGAGGACGAAGCAGCUGGACAUGACAGAGGAGGAGGAGGAGGAAGAGAUCGAAACCAGUGGUACUUACAAAGAUGAGCAAUUCUGCACUUCCGGAGAUCUCGGAGCUCCAGAGCGUGAUGCGAGGAUCGGCCUGACCCGGUCGUGUAGCGUCGUCCUGCCGGAUGUGGAGCCUGCAGGUGUCCCAGAACACCAGCUGUCUCAGUCCGUCCCUGCUUUGACGCACCUGCUGCAUUUCACCGCGGAAGAAUUCGCUUCCGCCCCGGGAAUAGAUGCUGAAACGUUUCCAGAAAUCAGCCUCCUAGAAAGUCUUCCUGACUCUCACAGCAGCCAUAAAAGCUCCAGAUCCUGCCGUCCCCGCCCAGAGCCAACGCCCAGGGCUUCUCCGCAGCCAGCUGCAAUGUUUUCUGAGCGAGUUGCUUCAAAUCGGGACAGCGAAGGCAGCAAAGGUCCUGGAAAAAGACCGGGAAACUCCAGUAGGCUUUACCAGCCGCCUCCUCUCACUGCCUCACCAAGAACCAUGAAGACUUUCCACACCUCCACAGCCAGGACAGAGUCCGUCAAGUCCAGGCGGCACGCAGGCAGGUGUUCAGAGGAAGUGGAUCCGUCCAGGAAAAGGAAUGUGGCUCGCCACAAUCCAGACCUGUCCAGGGUCGAGGCCAAGGUUCACUUCCCCAAAGCCGGGUACAAGCCCCCGAAGAGCCGGCUCCCCAAGAGGAAGGACUCCCUCGCUCCGGAGGCGCCGCUGGUCUUCAAAUCUCCUGCUGACAUCGUGAAAGAAGUUCUGCUGAACACCGCUGACGAGCCGGCCGCUCCAGCGGGCAGCGUCGCCGUCUCCACCACGCCUCAGGACUUCAGGAGCCGCCAGCAGGCCACCUCGCUGCUCCAGCAGCUCCAGUCCCUCCGUCUGCAGGACGACUACAACAGACUGCUGACCAAGUACGCCGCUGCGGAGAACACCAUCGAUCGUCUCCGUUUGGAGGCCAAGGUGAGCCUGUACUCUGACCCGCCGAGCGCCGGCCGCUGUGUGCCGUCCGGACUGAACCACGACGCGCUGAAGCUCAUCCAGCUGGAGUUUCCUCAGUCCAGCAGAGCCCAGAUCGACUCGGCGUCUCCUGACGGACGCAGCACUCCUCAGGCUCCCUCACACACCUCAUCUCUCCCGUGUCGACCAGGAGGUUCGGCUCCCUCCACCUCCCAGCAGCUCGCCGCCGUGCUCUUCAGCCAGGCCGACAGGUUCCUCCAGCAGCUGCAGACUUUGGAGAAUCUCCUCCGGAGUGGAAAACUCAAGCCUCUUGAAGAAGUCACGAGUCUCUCCCACCUCGCAGAGGGGCUGGACUCCCUGGAAAGAGGCUACCUGUUAGCAAGAGACGAGCACAGACUCCUGCAGCAGCCAGGAGCAGAGCUGAGCCGCUUCGACCCUGAACGGGAGCUGGAGGGCCUGAUCUUCCAGUGCGGCCUGCAUUUAGACGAGAUGAAGGAGCGGGUGGAGCAGAAGCUCCGGGAGGAGCCGGUCUGCGAGGCUCCUCCUCCUCCUCCUCCUCCUGAACCGGCACAUUCAGCUGAGUGGAGAGGAACCCCGACCCCCCCACAGACUUUACUGGUACCUUCUGUGGACGGUCCCGGUGAGGCAGCUGAGGGGGAGUCCAGCGCCGGCGGCGAAGAGAGCGACGAAGAGGAGGCACGGCGUGAAGAACCGUCCAGUUCGUUCUGCCUCAAACCUCCGGAAGACACAGACAGACGACGUCUCACUGCAUGUUUUCCCUCGUGUCUGUCCAGGAACCAGAGCUUCAGGGAACUUCCCAGACUCCUCGUGCACGGCCUGAGGGAGCGAGUUCCUUUACAAAGAGACUUCCAGCCUGGAGACGAGGAAAGACAAGGACAGAGAAGCAAGGACGUCCAGAGCACUGUCCCUCAGAGGACCAGCAAACCGCACAGAGGAAGUCCUGCAGAGAGCUCGGCCCUCAGCCGGCCCUCCACGCCACCCCGGCCCGGAGCUCAGCCCGGCGGCAGCAGCAGCAGCAGCAGCAGCAGGAGGAGGCUGGAGCAGGGCGGAGCGCACAGCAGCAGCCUGAGCAGCCUGGGAGACGGGGCUGCAUCGGAGAGGAGGAGGAGCUCCAAGACCGCAGCCGGGACCCGGAGACCGCUCCCCCAGGACGGGAUUAUUUCUCCGGAGACGGACAGCGGCUUCAUCGGCUCGGAGAGCGGUCGUCCGACUGGCGCUGCAGCUCAGAGUCCCGUCCAGCAGAGGGCGCCAGAGAGCGCUCCACAGCCCGCCGCCGCCCGCCGCUUCGGCGUCCAGCCGCCCAGGAGGAGCGUGCAGGGACCCCGGCGGCGCUCUGACAUCUCGCCGCAGCGCUGGACUCAGCGGACCGGGGUCAACACUCACGGCGAGUCUGACGGCGAGCGGAGCGAGCCGUACACACCGUCCGCCGACUCCCUCCACACCUCCCACAUCAGCUCCUCCUCCUCCUCCUCGUCUCCAGCUGCACGCCGUCGCCAUGGCGACUCACUGAGCUCCCCUCAGGUGGCGCACUGCAACGCCGCCAUCCAGACGCUGCAGGCUGAAGUGUCCCGGCUGAGGGAGCGGCUGGAGAGCGAACUGAGGAGCCGGCAGCAGCCGGGCCCUCCGGCUGAGCCCCGCUCCUCCCGUCACAGCACGCCGGCGCCCACGCCGCGCAUCAGGUCUGCAGAGCAGCAGGGGAGGACAGAGACGCCGACGCUGGACGAAGUGGACGAGUCUCCUCUGAGACCGACGGCCAGGAGGAAGUCUGCACUUAAACAUGGCGUCUUGACCAGAUCGGACCUGAGGUCGACCUCGGUUCAGUCUCAGACUCCGCAGACGCCUCACGUGUCCAGAUACACUCAGACUCCGGCGGCGCCAGACGCCCUCUGCUCGCAUGUUAAAUCCUGCUCAGCCGUCCCUCUGCAGCGGCUGACGUUCUCUUCUCUGUCCUGUCUGUACUCUCACGGCCAGAUGGUGGCGACAGAGAGCCCGGCCGCGCCGCCGCUCCCUGUCCUCUCUGUGAAGGCCCUGAGCUGCAGCGGCGUCCUGAGCCAGGUCAGGGAUCAGAAGCUGCUGUACUGCCGCAGACACUCGCGCUCGGCCGUCCGCCAGCCCAGCCGAUCCCCCGAGAAGGCGGCGAGGACCGCGGCGCCCCCUGCGCCGCUGCUCUGGCAGCCGGCGUGUCCGCAUCAGCUGCUGCUCUGCUCGUCGCCGCUCUACCUGACCCCUCCCGACAGCAGCUCCGGCGCACCGCCGGGGGUCAGAGGUCGCGUGGAGGCCAGGGCCAGGGCGAGGCGCUCCCCGUCCGUGGACGACUCCCUGGACCGAGCCAUCCGGGCGGCUCGGCACAUGAAGCAGACGUCCAGGCACAUGGCCCGCUGUCUGUCCGCAGGCCUGCAGCACCAGGAGCUGCUGGCUCAGUCCUGCGGCUCCUAG